CGGGCUGUCACUCACCCCGGCUCCGGUCGCUGAUCGGCUGGCCAUGGUGUGAGACCGGGGUUUGUCGUUCCAGCCCUUGCGGGAGGUGACUGAGGGGAAGCGGACUCGGACUCGGGGCGGGGGCUGGCGCAGGCCUCUGUCCGUUCCUGUUGCCUUCCGGUCCCGCUGGAGGAUUUCCCCGCCGCCGUGUCCGGACCGAUGGGGGGUGUCGGGCCUGGGAAGGAGCCGCUGGAGCCGGGCCUGCUGCAGGCCAUGAGCCCGAGCCUGGAGGUGAAGGUGGUCUCCCUGUUCCUGCUCUUGCUGCUGACCGCCCUCAGCGGCCUGCUGCCCCUCUGCGUGUUCCGGAGAGCGGCUGGAGGAUCCGGGAGCGCGGGUCAGCGGCGAAUUCUUAGUCUCCUCAGCUGCUUGGCGGGUGGUGUAUUCCUAGCCACGUGUCUGUUGGAUUUACUUCCAGAUUUCCUGUCUGACAUGGCUUCAGUGCUGGACAAGAUGAAAAUUACACUACAGUUCCCCUUGCCGCUCUUCAUUGUGGUGAUGGGCUUCUUCCUGGUGCUGAUCAUGGAGCAGAUCGUGUUGGCAUGUCGCGACCAACCCAGCAACCACGAGGAGACCCGGUCACUGCUGGGCAGGUCGCCCAGUGGGAACUUACACACUCAGCAUCACCUCAGCUCAGGUGAGAGUGGAGCUCAGUGGGAAGAAACUGGGCCCCACCUCCACGUGGACUUCAACUCCCACUCGGCCAUCCGCUGCCUGGUGCUGGUGCUGGCACUGUCCCUGCACUCUGUCUUUGAGGGGCUGGCAGUGGGGCUACAGGAGGCCAGCUCUAAGGUGGUGGAGACCUGUGUCGCUCUCUCGGUCCACAAGUGUAUCAUCGCCUUCAGCCUGACCUUGAAACUGGUGCAGAGCCGGCUGAAGUGGACGGUGGUUGUCGGCUGUGCCAUGGUCUUUGCCGUCAUGUCCCCUCUGGGUGUCGGUCUGGGUAUCGCUGUGACGGAGGAUGCCAGCCACCAGCUGGUUCGAUGUGUGCUCGAGGGAGUGGCUACGGGAACCUUUAUCUACAUAACCUUCAUGGAAAUCCUGCCUCACGAACUCAACUCCCCCCACCAACGGCUGUGCAAAGUCGUCAUGUUGAUACUGGGUUUUGCAUUAGUCACAGGGGUCCUUUUCAUUCCAGGGUAAGGGCUGUGGUUAGGAUAAUCUCGUCUCACCACCAUCAGCUGUCACUCUGUCCAAACAACCCGUAAACUCUCCUGACAGCUCCAUUUCAGUUCCCAUUUACAGCAUUCAUUCAUUCAUGGCUGAACUGUGCCCUCUCUGUAUCUCUGUCCCUUGGCUGCUUAUCUCAAUAUCCUGGGCAGGCAAAACUGUCCAAACUUCACAUGUGUGAUCGAUCUGGCCUUGUCAGCUUUCCCUCGGUGGAUAUAUCACACUUCUCCUCAUCCAUAUUUGCUUCAUCCCUCCUCCCCGUGGUCUGUCACAUUCUGCCUCCUCCUCCCCAGACUGUGUCGCCCAGCGGGGAAUGUUUCUCUCCAUCUACCCUAUCAGUUCUUUUCCAAAACCCUCAAUCUACCCUUAACCUUACACAAUGUUCUGUUUAAAUUCUGGUUCCCCUCUGAGUUGAUUGCCUAUUUUCACGCGCAGUCAAACGGAUGUCAGAAUUAUGGUCCCCCUGAGGAAUCGCGGGCUACCCUUGGGGGGGUGAGUUGGGGUUUUCAAAGACUGCUGGUUGUCUGAGCGGCUGGAGUUAGUGUCCAGAGGUAGUACUGAAUGGAGCUGGGUGCGUUUGGAGUGUAGCCCCUGGGCUGGCGAGAUGCAUUCCCUUUUGCACUGAAGAAUGAUGGCCUGACUGAGGCGAGUCCCACAUCAACAGGAGGACCACAGAUCAAAGCAUUGAAUGAAGUAAUGUAAUGGAGGAAAUGGGAGACUGUCACUGACCUGUCCUCAGAGUAGGGGGAUAAGGCAGAGGGCUCUUGUUAUUCUGUGAGUGAGAAAUGAGCAGGCUCUUGAUCAUCUCACUGCUGUCAAUCAUUUAAACUGAAGCUGAGAAUGCUGAGAGGGCUGAGUUUGAAAAGAGCUUUGUUAAAUGCACUCUUUGGGAAAACAAAGAGUUAGUUUCCUCUAUUUUUGGUAAACGAUGGCUUUUUAACACUUGAUUACUAAAACAGAUAUACACUUACAGGAGCCUAUAUCAAUUAUGUGGUACUGCUUAAAACUGAGAUUCGAACACCUAAUAAUGUGCUUUAUAUUCAACCUGUCCAUAAACAUGUUGCUGUUCUUAAUUGCCCACUGAGUCUGGAUUGGGGGGAAAUCAGCCAGGGUUUCUGCUCCUGGUCACUGCCCACUGACCCCUAUAUUAGAGAGAGGGGGGAAAUCAGCCAGGGUUCCUGCUCCUGGUCACUGCCCACUGACCCCUAUAUUAGAGACAGGGGGGGGGAAAUCAGCCAGGGUUCCUGCUCCUGGUCACUGCCCACUGACCCCUAUAUUAGAGAGAGAGAGAGGGGGCAAAUCAGCCAGGGUUCCUGCUCCUAGUCACUGAACACUGACCCCUAUGUUAGAGAGAGAGGGGGGUGGGGGGGGGAAAUCAGCCAGGGUUCCUGCUCCUGCUCACUGCCCACUGACCCCUAUAUUAGAGAGAGAGGGGGGAAAUCAGCCAGGGUUCCUGCUCCUGGUCACUGCCCACUGACCCCUAUAUUAGAGAGAGAGGGGGGAAAAUCAGCCAGGGUUCCUGCUCCUGGUCACUGCCCACUGACCCCUAUAUUAGAGAGAGAGGGGGGAAAUCAGCCAGGGUUCCUGCUCCUGGUCACUGUUUGCAACUUGAUGUUGACAACAUCUUUCUGGCUUUCAGGUGACCUGGACAAUUCUCAUGGAGUGUAAAACAGCUGUAACCGAGUGAAAUACCUAUCUUUUUCACCCUCAGUAAAACAAUCAGUGGCUUUUGGUUUCAAGCUACUUGACCAGUCAGCUUUACUGUCAGGCCGAUGUUAGCACAGUUUCUUGUCAUUUGCACUUUCUUUAAAAAUUCAAAUUGCGACUACAACACUCCUAUAAACCAGAAGCUAUUAUCCAAGAACAUGUCUGUUUAAAUCUCUAGAUUUUAACAAUAGUUCCACUGACCUUUCCUUCCACCUGCAGAGCCCUCGUUGAUUUACCUGUUGAGGGCUUGACUCUCUGUCCCUGUUCUAUCUGAAAACUUUAUUUCAUUAAUUCUUUCAUAUCUACCUUUUCCAUUCACUGUCUGGUUCCUGGAAUUGUCCUUGGAGGAGGAGGUAAGGCCCAGGUUUCCAGCUCCAGGACUGAGGAAGCAGUCUAGUGAAACCGGAUUUUGUUUUCUCUCUGUCUCUCUCUCUCUCUCUCUCUCUCCGUCUCUCUCUCUCUCUCCGUCUCUCUCUCUCUCUCCGUCUCUCUCUCUCUCUCCGUCUCUCUCUCCGUCUCUCUCUCUCUCUCCGUCUCUCUCUCUCUCCGUCUCUCUCUCUCUCUCUCUCUCUCUCCGUCUCUCUCUCUCUCUCUCUCCGUCUCUCUCUCUCUCGUCUUUUCCCGCUCUUCAUCCCCCCCCUCCUUCCCCCUCCCGUAUGGAAGGUCCUGCUCCUUGUUUAGAGAUUGGAAUCCUCUGUUCCCUAUUAGUUUAACUUUCCCCCUGGAAUCUGAGCCUCCCAUCUAUUUUUAAAACCACAUGUCUAAAUGUUUAAAUGAACAAAGAUUCAGCUUUUUGUACAGCAAUACUGGCAAAUAUAUUUAAUACAGCAAUUUCUGCUGCUUUUAGUCGUGAUUUCAAAGCUAGUUUUUGUAUUAAUGUAACAGUUUU
Messenger RNA from Hemiscyllium ocellatum (epaulette shark), 3802 nucleotides. Its product is annotated as zinc transporter ZIP1-like. Lineage: Eukaryota; Metazoa; Chordata; Chondrichthyes; Orectolobiformes; Hemiscylliidae. Gene Ontology annotation, molecular function: zinc ion transmembrane transporter activity. The coding region runs from base 199 to 1179 and encodes 326 amino acids. The transcript has 3 exons. Gene Ontology annotation, cellular component: plasma membrane. Gene Ontology annotation, biological process: zinc ion transmembrane transport. The record is from RefSeq and is a predicted model, not a curated record.